Molecule: messenger RNA, 783 nt
Organism: Coccidioides immitis RS
Lineage: Eukaryota; Fungi; Ascomycota; Eurotiomycetes; Onygenales; Onygenaceae
Exons: 3
Coding region: 1-783 (260 amino acids)
Source: RefSeq, a predicted model, not a curated record
AUGGAGAAUAAGUACUUUUCUCGCAGUGUCGGUGAAGAUGACUGGCUAGAUUUGGGCCUGUUAGCCUCUCGCUCAGCCGCCCCACCUCAGCACGGCCAAUGGCGCAUUCGGAACCCCAGUCCAUCGCGCCUUUCCCUUCUCGGAACUCGAAUACGAUCCGUACCCAGCGUGUACGUAAUGGUGUCUCCGAACCGUACCCUCGUCUCUGAAAAACAAAUUCAGUCCUCCCCAAAAGGCCACCCGCUGUUUCGCCACGGGCCUGGCCUCGAUGCCGGCCCAGCGAAGGAGAGGAGGCUCUUGCAGAUUGUGCUGUAUGCAUGGCUACAGAAGACAUACCUGCCUCCUCCCGUCCAUUCUCUUUCCCAGCGCCUCUGCACCGCAGGAUCACUGCAGGUUGCCCGCGUGCCAGUUCUCAGGCCAAACCCGCCAAGGCAGGUUUUCAACAUUACCAGCCACCCAUGUCAUCACACCCGAUCUGACCAGUCACAAUACCGGAUCUGCAGCGGAACGAAGAAGCUUCCGCUAAAUUGUCGACUCUCCCUGUAUUUCAUCCUGGAGAAUCGAGGGAUCGAUGCGCUUCACAAAAAAGACAUUUCGAUAUUCGCAGAUAAGAGAAAUACAUUGGCCGACUUCCUACGGAGUAUUAGCACCGACACUAGCCCCAAGGACCACCCUCGCCGGUGCGGCUACGUCGCCAAUGGUUACGACCAAGACCAAAAAGCCCCGUCACACCGAGCUCCCCCAUCGGACACGAAGCAUCGCUUCUUGCCGAUGAGCAUCUAA